AUGUCGUGGUAUCCUGCGAUCACAGAUGAUGACUAUCUCGAGCAACCUCCUUCACCUGGAAAAACAGGCUUUGUGAUUGCUGACCCGCUAGAGCCCAUGCCGGAAAUCGCAGACGAGGAAUUGUUUGAUCCUGCGUUCUACCCGCUGUCGUUUACAGAGAUGGAAGAAUUGGAGCAAGUGGAUGAGAUUAAUGAGAUUCUGGCCGAGUUGGAUUUGAUGGAAAGUCAUGAGGAAUUGCAUUACAAGCUGAGCGAGACAACACGCGACUUUUGUUCUAAUUCCGACGUGGAUGCAGAGCUUUACAGCUUCAUGACCAAGAGCAAUAAGGGUAAUAACUAUAGUACCAAGCAGCAAGUUCAUUUGCCCAAAAACAGCUUUCAUUCCAAGCGGAACACGCACUCGGUACUUCACCAGCCUCGCUCGGUGAAGUAG
This is a messenger RNA of Peronospora belbahrii, 432 nucleotides long. The record is from the annotation of a GenBank genome assembly. NCBI's taxonomy places the organism in Eukaryota, Oomycota, Peronosporomycetes, Peronosporales, Peronosporaceae.